Molecule: messenger RNA, 1281 nt
Organism: Cordyceps militaris CM01
Lineage: Eukaryota; Fungi; Ascomycota; Sordariomycetes; Hypocreales; Cordycipitaceae
Exons: 2
Coding region: 1-1281 (426 amino acids)
Molecular function (GO): actin binding
Source: RefSeq, a predicted model, not a curated record
AUGCCGGGGCCUCCUCCUCCGCCGCCUCCGCCUCCGCCUCCGGGCGCCGGCGGCCCUCCUCCUCCUCCUCCACCCCCUCCUGGAGGUGCACCAGGCGGCCUCCCCGGACGGCCUCCGCCAGGUCGCGGUGCUCUUCUCGCCGAUAUCAGCAAAGGCAGGGCUCUCAAAAAGGCUGUUACGAACGAUCGCUCCGGCCCUAUCGUCGCUGCUGGUGGUGGCGCAUCGUCAUCCGGGCCACCAGUAGGAGGCGCGCCGCCCGUUCCCGGCCUGGCACCGCCCGUUUCUGGAAACCGCGCAAGGAGCAACAGUGAUCAGGGUACGGGGGCAGCCUCUGCUGGGUUACCAUCUGCGGCGCCGCAGCUCGGUGGCCUGUUUGCGGGCGGCAUGCCCAAGCUGAAGAAGAGAGGUGGCGGCGUGGACACGGGACGAGAAACAGAGUCAUCAUACUUGUCAGAUCCUGGCGAGUCGAAAUUUUCUGCACCCAGACCGCCAGCUGCUGCACCAAGACCGCCGUCUAGCGGUGCUCCUACGAUCCCAGGAAGGCCGUCUUUGGUUGUGCCUGGUCCUGGUGGUCUUAGAAAGACAAGUGGAAGGGGACCGCCGCCGCCCAUAGGAAAGAAGCCGCCGGCGCUACCAACAUCCCGAAAACCAGCCCUGAAGCCGACACUUCCCUUUUCUCCUGCGCCUCCACCACCCCCUCCAUCGGGAGCACCAGCGCCGCCUCCACCUCGUCCUGCAUCAUUUGCGCCAGGCGCGCCUCCUCCGCCGCCGCCUGCAAGCGCACCUCCGUUGCCAGCCGCUGCUCCUCGAUUACAGCCACCUCCACCCCCUCCACCGCCGACGAGCUCCGUGUCUUCGCUUGCAUCUGCGGUGAACCGACCCUCUGGACGAUCAUCGCCCACAACAGCGCCUCCCCCCCCCUCCCCCUCCUCCGCCCGGUGCUGCGCCGUCACCGCCUUCUAUGCUUUCACCACCGCCACCCCCCCCCCUCCGCAGUCUCGCAGCCGUGGCUCAUCUCUCCGUCAAUCCAUGCUGGAUCCUAGCGCCUACACGCUGUCGAUGAACGGGUCGCCCUCGCCAACCGCCACGCCAAACUCGCGGACCUCGUUCCAUUCACCAAGCCCAAGUCUUGGUGGCGGAGGUCGCAUUAUCAUCAACGACCCGAGGUGGCACUUCAAGGAAGAUGACCAACUUCCCAAGCCCAGAGGCUUUUCUCGAGCCAGCCGUAGGUACAGGGCAGGCAGAGGAAGCAGUGUUCCACUAGAUUUGAGCGCUUUCUAG